UCAGGGGCUGGCCGCGGGCGCCCGACAUGGCGCCGGCCGUGCUGGUGCUGAGGGCCCCGACGUGGCCGGCCGCCCGGGCGCUGCUGCGGAGCUGCUGGCGGCGCCUGCUGCCCGGACUACAGCCCGGCCCGCCGUGCGGACCGGUAUUAGCAGUCCAAAAUCCAGCUCUCUGUACAGAACCAGCAAAUGAUACCAAUGGAGAUGAGAUUUCCAGCCUUUUGGAUGGUAUCUUUUGGAUGGCAGCUCCCAAAAAUAGGCGCAGCAUUGAAGUGAACCGGUGCAGAAGGAGAAACCCUGAGAAGCUUAUUAAGAUUAAGAACAAUAUAGACGUUUGUCCUGAAUGUGGCCACCUGAAACAGAAACACGUCCUCUGUGGCUUUUGCUAUGAAAAGGUGCGCAAGGAGACUGCAGAAAUCAGGAAACAGAUCGGAAAGCAGGAGGGGGGUCCUUUCAAGGCGCCCACCUCAGAGACUGUGGUGCUUUACAUGGGAGAGACACCGACUGAACAAGAUAAGGGCAAGAGGAUCAUCGAACGAGAUCAGAAGAGACCAUCCUGGUUCACUCAGAAUUGAUAAUAAAGAUGCUUUACGGAUCUGAGUUCAUGUGAAGGAGAGAAGGCUUUUUGGUUUUGUGCUUGUUUUCGUAUCAUCAAGUAUAGCUUAAAUACUAAGUUUUGUCUGGAUAAUUUAGGGAGUUCUGAACCAAUGGAAAUGUUUGCUAAUAUAAAACCUCAAUGGAUUAAUGUCUACUGCUGUACAGGGUCUUAAGUAAACAAAAUCUACAACAGAAAAAUUAAGCAGCUUCAAAUUCAUGGCAAGAAUUAAAGUGUUUCGCCUCUA
This is a messenger RNA of Sorex fumeus (smoky shrew), 839 nucleotides long. It is a transcript of the gene MRPL32, whose product is annotated as mitochondrial ribosomal protein L32. The transcript has 3 exons. Gene Ontology annotation, molecular function: structural constituent of ribosome. Gene Ontology annotation, cellular component: mitochondrial large ribosomal subunit. NCBI's taxonomy places the organism in Eukaryota, Metazoa, Chordata, Mammalia, Eulipotyphla, Soricidae. The record is from RefSeq and is a predicted model, not a curated record. The coding region runs from base 27 to 572 and encodes 181 amino acids. Gene Ontology annotation, biological process: translation.